AUGUCCACCACACACGAACUACUCAACGAUGAGGAGUAUCUCAAGAUCCAAAAGUUGAAUUCUGCUGGAAGUGACAGGAGAAACUCCAUCAUUCACGAUAUCGUCAAGGAUUCCGCUGAUUCUGAGAUUCAGAACCCAUCGGCAGAAACUAGCAUGAAUGUUUUACAAAAGGAGGAACCUGUGAUUGCCUUAGUGUCCAGCGAGGCAAGCAAGGGACUCAGAAAUCGUACCGAGGCACCAACGGUCGCCGUAAAUGAAGAAGACGUUAUACCACCCAUAAUAACCAUUAAUGAUGAAGAUGCAAAGACUUUCGCUAAGAUCACACCCAUCGAUUCCAAACAGAGACGUAUUAAUGUGCAGAUUGCUAAAUUGAACGGGAAGGAACGUUCCAGAUUCCAUCGUGAUUCCAAAAAAUUGAUUUCAUUCUUUGAUGAUGUUGACUUCGAUGUCAGACCAACCAUUAUUGAUGGUGCCAUUAGUGAACCUUAUUUAGCCACUUUUGAUGGACCUGUUAUGGAAAGACAGGUGAAGGCAUUUGAAAAGAUGAAAAAAGCUCAUGAAAAUUCCACUAAAUUGCAUUUUGAAUCAAACUUCUCAGGGAUUUAUGUCAUGUUAUGGAUGGUAUUGGGGACCACUGCCUUAAAGGGUUCCGUGGAUUAUUAUGUGGAACAUAAUUACAGUUUGAAAGACUUGGUCAUUUUGAGGAUGAUGGUGAACGAUAUUCCAAAUGUCAUUAUUCUAGAUUCACUAAUGUAUUUUGCAACAUUUUUUGUUGUCUUGAUUCAAUGGCUUAUUAAGAAACAUGUUAUUAAUUGGAAUUCAACGGGGAAAACCAUUGUUUCUCUUUACGAAAUGAUAUACACUGUUGGAUUUAAUUAUUAUGUUUUUGAUGAAAGAUUUGCAUUCCAUUGGAUUGCAAGAGUAUUUUUGUUUUUACAUUCUAUGGUUUUUUUAAUGAAGAUGCAUUCAUUUUCAUUCUUUAAUGGGUACCUUUGGGACAUUACUAAUGAAUUAAAAUUUGCCAAAAAGGCAUUAGAAAAAUAUAAAGAUCAACCAAAUGAUGAAAUUAUUGAGACUCUAAAGAGAAGUCGUGAUUUCUGUGAACAUGAAUUAAGUAUGCAAUCAACUUCCAAAGAUGAUGAAUUCCCCAAUAAUAUAUCAACAUGGAAUUAUUUUCUCUUCACAAUGUUCCCCACUUUGGUGUAUCAAGUGAUUUAUCCAAGAACUAAAACCAUUAGAUGGGGGUAUGUUCUUGAAAAAGUUUGUGCAGUGUUUGGAACCAUCUUCGUUAUGACCUUGGUGGCAGAAUUAUUCUUAUAUCCAAUCACUGAACAAGCUCAAAUUAUGCGUCAACAUUUCGUAUGGCCACCCACAAGAAAGCAAACUGGGGAAUGGUUUUAUGUGCUGUGUGAAUUAGUUCCAGGGUUUACGGUCAUGUAUGUUUUAUCAUUUUAUUUAAUUUGGGAUGCCAUAUUAAAUGGAUUCGCUGAAUUAACUAUGUUUGGUGAUAGAUAUUUCUACAGUGACUGGUGGAAUUGUGUCUCAUUUAUUGAAUUUUCUAGAAUGUGGAAUAUUCCAGUGCAUAAAUUCCUUUUAAGGCAUGUUUACCACAGUUCUAUAAAUGCAUGGAAAUUAUCUAAAUUACAAGCCACUUUGUUUACGUUUAUGUUUAGUGCUGUAUUCCAUGAAUAUUGUAUGUUUGUUAUCUUCAAGAGAGUGAGAUGUUACUUGUUUCUAUUCCAAUUAUCUCAAUUGCCAAUGAGUUAUGUUAGUGAAUCAAGAUAUUUCACAGAUAAGAAAGUUUUGGCCAAUGUGAUUUUUUGGGUAGGGAUCUUUUCUGGACCAAGUGUUAUCUUGGCAUUAUACCUGUUGUAUUAA
Molecule: messenger RNA, 1878 nt
Organism: Naumovozyma castellii
Lineage: Eukaryota; Fungi; Ascomycota; Saccharomycetes; Saccharomycetales; Saccharomycetaceae
Gene: ARE1
Product: sterol acyltransferase
Exons: 1
Coding region: 1-1878 (625 amino acids)
Source: RefSeq, a predicted model, not a curated record